Messenger RNA from Parnassius apollo (apollo), 1641 nucleotides. NCBI's taxonomy places the organism in Eukaryota, Metazoa, Arthropoda, Insecta, Lepidoptera, Papilionidae. The record is from the annotation of a GenBank genome assembly.
AUGUUGUACAUUGCCUGGGUAUAUAAUCUCGAUGCUACAACUCCAACUGAAUCUCGAAAACAAAGGGAUGCUUCUUAUUACGUGAAUCUAAGAAGAAUGUCAUUAAGAUCCAGACGUAAUCUCCCAUCAUACGCACCGCCAAAUACUAGCAUUGAUGAUUCAUUUGAUAUAAUUGAUAAUGAGAAACAUAGGGAUGAAACAUAUCUACCGUCUACGGACGACGAUACUGCAAAUAGUUCAAAUUUAAAUAACGACUUGACGGAUACUCUGAUGGAUGAUAUAACGAAUGAUGCUGAUGACUCGGAUUCGAACUAUAACGAAACAUGCUUGCCAGAUCAAAGACCAAUGACUGACAUCGAGACACCGCGGAAUACUUUGUUGUCAGAUUCAGUUGCAACUUCUAGUCCUCCUCUGCUAGAUGCUGACAGCAACGUUAUUAUCGAAGCGAACGCAAACAUUCUGGCUGAUAACAGUAAUAAUUCAGUUAUCCAAAAUUCUGAUUAUUUAAAUGUGUUGGAACAACCUCAGAACCCAAUGCAUAGUGAAAGUGGUCAAUCGUGUCUUACUAUAACUAACCAGUCCUUAUCAAACGUAUUGGAACAAUCUCCGUACCAAAUGCAUGUAACACUAAGUAAUCCUAAUGAAUGUAAUCUCACAAAAAAUCACACAAUAACAAGCCAAUCAUUAUCACAAGACCAUACCACUCAGAUACAAGACUCAGUACCUACUACGUCAGGUGGCGCUUCCAAUGAUGGCAUUCCUAAUUUUUCUAAUGACAAUAGCUCUGAGUUUGACGACUCUGACAAAGAUCCAACGUACAUUUCUGCAUUCGAGAAAUCCUCCAGUAUCACAAGUUAUACUGAAGAAACGGAAGAAGUAUUGAAUAAGACACAUCAAAAUCAGCAAUUGUGUCUUAGACGUCGUAGCUUAGAGGAACCCCAGGAUUUGACAAGUUGCCAAAAGACGAAAGAGUUGAAAAGAACCAGAGCCAGGGAUUAUUGUUUUUUUUGUGAGGUCGAUGUGCUAAAUUUUGCGAGACAUCUAUUGCGGAAUCAUUGUACGGAACCCGAAGUACAAAAUAUUAUCUCUCAUCCUACGAAAAGUUGCGUACGCAAAAACCUAAUAACCAACUUACGCAAAAGAGGAAACUAUAUUCGGAAUGUUAUAAAAUGUGUUAAACCUAUGAAAAAGAGUAAUGUUUAUCCACACAUCGAUUACUUACCAUGUGAAAAAUGUUUAGGCUUCUACUCUAGGAAACAAUUGUGGAAACAUAAGAAGACAUGUCAACCGUUAUCCGAUACCGCCAACACUCAAGUUCAGUCUCAAAAUUUUAUGUUACGCAACCUAAAUAUUGACAAAAAACUUAAAGAUGAGGUAUUUCCAAAAAUGAGACCUGACAAAAUAUCACUAGAAGCUAAAAGAGACACGUUAAUCUGUGCGUUUGGAGCCCAAUAUAUAAGGAUUCAUCGAGAAAAACACUUCGUAAACGUUACAUCGCUAAAAAUGAGAGAAUUGGCUAAAUUGUUACUAGAAUUGAAGACGCUGAAACCGUCACUUAAAAAUUUGAUGGAUUGUUUGAAACCUCAAAACUAUGAUCUAAUUGUUACUGCAACUAAAAAAAGUAUCAAGUUACAAUUGUAA